Molecule: messenger RNA, 6061 nt
Organism: Rhipicephalus microplus (southern cattle tick)
Lineage: Eukaryota; Metazoa; Arthropoda; Arachnida; Ixodida; Ixodidae
Source: RefSeq, a predicted model, not a curated record
AGUGCUGGCGAAGCGAGGGUAGCGGUGGUCUUCGUCUAAUCGUGUCGCCGGUACGAGAAUUUUUGUGCAACCCUUGUGCGGUAAUUUAUGUAUCCGAAGUCGGUGCGCACCUAUGAUGACGAUGUCUAAAAGCCUGUAGCGAGAAUUACGUGCAGAGGCGGUGCGAAUAACGUGUUAAGCGCUUUUGUACUGUUGACAGCGAGGUAGGGCCUAGUACAUGGCCGCGUCCAUGUCUGCGAAGGACUUGUUUACAGCCUAUUGAAAGCGCCGUUCGUGGAUUCUGCAGCUGCUUGGUCAUCGUUGCGUUAUACGUAAAUUAUUCCAUUCAUUUUGCGCAGACAUUAGACGCAACUUUCUGGUAACUCACUCACUUCUGACGCUUCCUAGUGCUACCGCGGGCGUUCGCUCUACAAGCCGCUUGGUGUACUGCGCAUUGUUCUCUCAUCGUUCGAGUGCAAGUGUUCGAGGCACCCGACAAAUCUGCGAGCGAUGGAGUAUCCAGCUAAAGCGAGCACGGUCAAUGGCGCGCCACAAAAGGCCAUCAAGCAUCAGGACACGAGGCUGAGAAACGACGAAGGUACUGACUACGGCCGCGCAGAAACGAUUGAAGAUAUUAUAUCGGAGUUGAACGCCACCGCAAAGAAAGACCCAGCGCUGGCUGAAGCAUUCGACGAUGUGAUAUUGCGCGAUGACGGACAACAGUCCAUCGAUGCCCUGGAGCAGUGCGAUUCCAUUACUGAAGUGAAGGAUUCAACCGGCAGUAAGGACGGCGGCGAACUGGGCAGCACGCCGACUUCCGCGCGUGAAGAAGCCAAGUCAGCGGUUGGAUUGGCAGAUGUUUCCGCCUCCGCAGAAGGUGAUACCACUGCGGCGACCAAUGCAAGCGAAGUCGAUUCGCAGGAUACCAGCAAAGUGGUAAAGGCUGCCAAUGGCGACAGCGACCGGCCCUUAGAAAACCAGGAAGUGUCAGAGUGUACAGACACUGUUGAAACCGACGGAGAGGAAAAAUCUGCUAACGAAUGUGCCGAAAUCGAAGCAGUUGAUGUGCUGGAUGUGGCAAAUGCGGAUGAUAAUUCCGUCGAGAUGAUCACUGGUGAGAUAAAGGCACCAGACGAGGCUGUAAUGUCGCCACGCAGAACUGCCCGUCAGAGAACAGCUAGUCUAAAGGUGACAGAAAAUGCCACCAUUAGUCCCAGACGCAAGCCUCGUCAUGGUAGUGAAACGUCUGAUGUGUCCCCUGUUGAUUCGUCAUCCAAACAGCAAGAACUGAAAAAGGACCAUGUUACCUCAGACAGCGAAGAAGUUUUUAUUGCCCUGUCAACGAGGAAGCUCAGAAAGCCAAGUGGAGAGGGUAGUGGUGCCAAGAUUGCAGUGAAAGCCAAGGUCAACAGGCCCAUUUCAGACAGUGGUGGUGACAGCCCUCUUGUAAAAGUGCAGCGCAAUCUCAAAUUAGCAAAAAAGGUUCCUUCAGAAAGCAAAACUGGCAGCAACAUUCCUGCAAUAAUGAAACGCAGUCCCAAACUUGCAAAAAGGCUUGCUUCAGAUAGUGAAGGUGACAGCCCUCUUGCUAAAAGGAUGCGCAGUCCAAAACUUGCAAAAAGGCUUGCUUCAAGUAGUGAAGGUGACAGCCCUCUUGUUAAAAGGAAGGGCAAUGCCAGACUUGCAAACAGAAUCAGUUCUGAGGGUGAUAGAAGCAGUCCACUGGCAAAAAGAAUGGGCAGUGCCAAAGGCCUUGUGAAAAAAAUGCCCCAGCACAGUGAAACAAAGAAAGCCGAUGCACAGUCUGUAGAGCCUCCUAGCAUGAAGAAACCAAGAAAAAGUUUUUUAAAAGAGCUCGUAGAAAAUAAAAGAACCGCGCAAAGUAACGGUCGGCGAGAUUUGCAAAGUACUGAGCAGAGCGCCAAGAAAGGCAAGCCCAUGGCGAGUAAAGUGGCGCAAAACUUGAUAAGCAAGGCCAAGAGAGCGGUUUUUCAUGUAAAAGAAUGCCCUGUGAGCAACAGCAUCUCGUUGGCCAAGCACAGCUAUGAUGUAGAGAAUCGGGACUCGUGCAGGGUGCCCAAGCCAAAAAAGGCCAAAGACAAAGCCGGCACCAGCAUGGAAGGUACUUCGGACAGCAGCGGUGCAGAGCUUAUGAUGGUCAGCAAAAAGAACAGAGCUUUGGAAUCUGCAUACAGUUGGGUAGGUCUGAAUGCCGGCAACACUGGUGCCACUGGAGUCGCUCGUGCAGAUGACAGAGGGAAUCGUUUCACUGCGCCAAACAGCUUUGCUCAAUCGGCUGAAGGUGCACGCUUGCCACCACACCACUUCAAGGCCUCUGAUCGUCACCUUCAGAAAUGCAUCCAACUGAGCACACGAAAAUUCGAGCCACCUGCCCGACCAUCCUAUCUGACUAUUGAAGUUCCAUCGGUUACAGCAGGGAGGAUGUGGGGCCCUACUUUCUCUCGCCAAAGACCAACCGUUGUAUUUGGUGGAUGUGACCCGAUGAAUACAUAUGUAAACUUGCAUGGUGUUCGUGUUCUGCUGCACCAGUGGCAAAAGGUGUCGAAUAUCACACCAACCAUUCGCCUUGUAGACAUAUUUCGGUGCUUCAAGCAUAUGUGAACUUGAAUGUUCACUCUACAUUGAAUACCUCCAUGUUGCUUCAUUUCUUCUAAAGUAUGUCAUUGUUUGUGCAAUGAUGUCAUUGUUUGUGCCCGCAUUUCUUAUGGUUUGCUUUUGCACAUCACUGUUGACAUGACAUUGGUCUGGUCACAACAAUUAAUCACACUCUUCGUCAUUCAGGUUAGGCAUUUUUGUAGGGCAGCAUUUGUUCUUGUCGAACCUCUGUAGCUGUCGAAUGUGCUGGGAGUAGUGCUUGCGAUAGAUUUCAAAGGCUCUACACUACUGUGUACAGUAAUCAUGUUUUUUUUUGAAGAUAACGCACUGCACUCAGUGCAAUCUCUUUCCUUGUGCGUAUCCUGAAACAUUCUUUUUUAAAAUUUAAUGACCUUCAGCUAUGCUGUUACUCCACAAAUCUUCACCAAAAAAUGCAUAAAAAAAUCUCUGUACUGAGUGGCUUUUUCCUGUGUUUUUGUACUUGGGUUUCAGUACAUGUUUGCAGAAUGCAGCAUUUCAAUCAUGCUUGAAUUCCAUUUAUAUUACAACUCAAUGGUGUGUAAUACCAAUGGUGCCCACAUGACAAUAAUAAAUUACUAAUGACAAAAUUUUUACUGUGUUCUUGUGCCUCUUUUCAUAUGAAUUGUCGACUGGCAUGGGUAAAGAUUUGCAUAAUCACUGUUACAGAAAUGUGGAUACCAAUUGUAUCAAGUGUUUUCAUUGUGAAACUUUGAACUUGUUAGCAUGGGCCAAAUGUAAUGAAUUUGCACAGGCAAACUCCAUUGUUUUGAUGGAAUAGAGGUGUAUAUGUGUGUGUUCUAAAAAAAAUGUGUGUGUCUGUGCUUUCAUUUUCAAGAACAAGAAGAGGAAAGGAAGAAAACAUGAAAUGUCCAAAUAAGCUUGUGCAGUUAGUGUGCUGAAGCUGCAUGGAGUCUGCUAUGGACCUAUAGCAAGCUGAACUACAGGAGGACAAAAAAGCUUGUGUAAUGUGCACCUUUAUGCUAUGACAUCAGUGCUAUGUCAUUCACUGCUUAGGCAUGAAUGCUAUGCAUGAAAACAAAGGAGUGCUGUGUAGCAGCCAACUCUACACAGCAUCCCUUUUUCUUUCACAAGUUGAACUGGUCCAACAAACAUCGGUUUCUGGUUGACGAGAUAAAUUGUGGUUGCGGCAGAAGUGUGGGCUGCUGGUCUACUGGUUGUCUGUGGCUGUUGAUGAUCAUCAUGUAGUUUAAUUGGAAGCUUAUCUCACUAGGUUUGGUCUUGGGUUUGUUAGGUAUGUAGUGGUUUGCAUGAUUUCACAUUUUCUGAGCUGCAAGAAAUGAUGUCUUUGGAAUGCAUUGCGUUAUCAGAGCACAAAUUGCUGGAAGAUGUUUGAAACUAAUUGAAAUGCUUUAAUGGUCCCGAGCUUGCGUGGCAACUGGAAACCCACAAAAAUGUGCUUCACAGCAGCUGCUCUCGUUUCUCCUGCUGUGCUACUAUCUUCUUCUUUAUGGACUUAUUUGCGAAGUCCACAAGCAUAGUGCUGGUAGACUGCACAACUGCUUGAUGGUGGCGAGGAGAGGACAAGGAUGUGUCCAUAAUUUGCGUGUAGGCCUGCCUAUUUUACCAAGGAGAAUAUGUCGUUUAAAAACCCAUAGGUUAUCUCAUGCAUUCGCUUGAAACCACUGGAAAGUAAAAGCCGUCUUGUGUUAGUCAAUAAAUUUAGACUCCCAGCUCCGCUGUGAAAGCUUUCUGCACCUAGCAUAGUUUUGCACUGCCUUCACGAUUGGCCCACCUUGAACCGUGUGAUGAUGUCAAGUGAUGACAAUGCCACGUGACAGAAUGUCAAAUUUAGGCACUUUGUGACAUCAUGUGAUGAUUUUUUUUAUCCCUCGUGUUGAUGCCCACGGUCGAUUUUUGUGCUUAAUAAGACAUCUAAGGCUUUUGCCUGAACCCUUUGCGGCCAAUCGUUAGCCCCUGCCCAAAAACACAGCACGGCAGUAGUGACUCGUGGUUUGGCACUGCUGGGCAAGUUCUUUCGCGGAUGAAUCACAUGCGUAUUUUCUCACUAUGUUGUGCACCAUCUGUAAAAAAGUAAGCUCCUUUUACUUGAGCUUUGAGUAUUUUUACUUUUGGAACAGAACGGACGGAAGGUGGAAAGGGUUUCUGACUUGAUGUUUAAAACCACACAGCAAGGUGGAAGUGUGGGCAAGAAUAUUCUAAUAGAUAAGUUGACCUGAGGAGGCUGUGGGCUUUCACACCAUUAUUGACUUGGAGGCUUUACAACUAUUUUUAGAUAAGUACAGGUGUGUCCUUGAUAAACUGUCCCCUAACUGUACUGAAUGGGUGUAGCUCAACCACUUCUCACCAGCAUCUUGAAUGUGAGGAGUGGUUAACUAACCUCCUCUUUGGCAGGUUAGUUAACGCGCCAGUGAUUUCUUCCCUCCGUUGUUUCAUUUUUUUCUGUUCAAACUUUUGUUUUAAAAUAAAAGUGGCAUUCAGUGGAGGUAACGCAUGUAUUGUUGGACUGUCAUUGUGGGAAAGGGGCUUUUCAUUGUCAAAAUGAUGAAAAUUUCUAACUGCUUCUUCCAUUUUUCAGUGUUAAUUACCAGCGGUAGUUUGCCUCAUAUUAAGAGCAAUAAUAAAUUUCAUCAAGCUAAUUUGGCUACGUAUUUGAUCAGGCUUAUCAUACACCGAACUUGAUUGUUAGACCAGAAAUGUUCAGCGUAAAAUGUUUUAACAAGCAUUUUUGGGGUGAAAAAAAUCUCAGCAUGGAAAAAUUGUUGAGAUUUCUUUUGGGUGCAGGCCCGCACUAGCAUAUGCAGUGCUCCUGGAAAGUUUUAAAAAUAUUAUUUGUGCAUUUCUUACCUUAGCUAUAGGCCGUGCUCCCUCAGCAGGUGCAGCACAGCCUACAGAGUGUCCUCCUGCUUUUCUCGACUACAACAAUGUCGUCCAGGUAGACCAGUACUCCAGGUAAACUGCUAGCAACACCCUCCAUGCAUUGCUGAUGCAUUAUCUGCUCAAAAUAAAUGCUAAAACCUAACCAAAUAAAGCAGUACAGGUGUUCGAAUGUGUGGUACCUCAUAUAACAGACAUUGGUUAAACGAAUACGGAAAGUAUCACACUGAGGGCUUCUAAACUGUUGAGAAAGGCUCAUUAAAACGUCUUCGAUUGUUCACACCUGUUGCACCAUGUGUAACAGGUGUUGCACUUGGUCUUGAUAGCAAGUGGACCAAAAAAAACUUUGAUGCAAAUUUUCGAAAAGGUCAUCCUGUCUAGCACUUUAAAAACAACCUAAAAACACUGACAGCUGACCUAAUAUUCACCGAUGUGGUAAUCUGACCCAGCUCAUGUGCAAUAUGGCCUCUGCGCAUGAUCAAUUUCUGGGUAGUUGUGCAGUGAUUGUGUAAAGACUUUUUGCAUUGUUUGAGCCUUUGAGACUGACGAGAUUUUUGAGAAUUUUGUGAAUGGAGUCAUCUGGGCAGGA